Messenger RNA from Physella acuta, 849 nucleotides. RefSeq lists its product as uncharacterized. The record is from RefSeq and is a predicted model, not a curated record. Lineage: Eukaryota; Metazoa; Mollusca; Gastropoda; Physidae.
CUGAAUGUGAUGUGAAGGUCAAGGUUAUUUCAAUCAAACAGCUGCCACAGAUGACCAUAAGACUACAGUAAAGGCCAGUAGAGAUCUGUCACAUCAAGUUACAGUCUAGAUGACCACAACAGUAUGGCCAGUGUAGAGGACAUCUCAACAUAUUUUACAGGUACACAUGAAGUACAAGAAUGUCUUGAAGGUCAAGGUGAGGCAGAUCUACACACACACCUGGCAAACUGUGAGAAAAAUCCUGGCCAUAAAAACUUUGUACCUGUAAAUCAGUUAAGUUUUGAACAUUUUCCUUCUGGUUACCAUGACAACGAUCUGUAUGCUCUCACAAAAGCCCUGGCUGACCUAACUGUCAGGAUAGCCGUUAAGUUGACCAGUCGAGACAGACCAGAGUUUGUACCAGGCACUAAAGAUCCAUAUCCUUGCUACAACACCAGGGUACAGAACUCACUGAGGACAGGGACUGGUGGGGUGUGGGGUGUGACCAAGUACACAGAGGGGAUGGGUGACUACAGAACUUGUCCAUGUCCUGAAUGUGACCACACGGACACACCCAGCAAAGUGUGGUGGGAGUUUGGUGUGGUGACAGCCAGACAUGUGGUUUUUGAUGAGAGUGAGGCGAGACAGUCCAGCUAUGUAGCUGAUAAACUGGAAAAGAUGAUGAGGCGGUUUAAAGGUCUACGUGAUAAAGUAAGUGAAAAAUAUAAGAGUCGUAGAGAUGUGGACAAGCUGGCCAUUAUAGUGUCACAUCCUCAUGGCUGUUCUAAGCAGGUCUCUGUAGGUCACUGGGUGGACAGGCAGGUGGUGUGGGAUAGUGACUGGGCCAGGUACACGUACACAACUAGCACC